UACGUCUCCCCUCAGAUCAACAGGGACCAGAAGUUGGAAAGGAACCCUGGAAUAGACAAGAGUUAAGACAGAGUUUCUGGAUCCCUUGGACUGGUACUUUUUUACUAUUUGAAAGACACACACAAAAAAAGACUGAAUCAUGUGUUCUGGGAAUUUUGCAAAGUGUUUAGGUAUCACCCUCAUUCCGCUAGCUAUUCUUUGCUUCCUCUGCAACAUCUUGCUGCUCUUCCCUGGAGGUAUACCUGCUAAAAACAAUGAAAACAUUACAGAUGAGGCCUGGUACUUCGGAGGAAUAAUAGGCUCUGGAAUAUUGAUGAUUUUCCCGGCGCUGGUAUUCAUGGGAAUGAAAACCAACGACUGCUGUGGCUGCUGUGGCAAUGAGAACUGUGGGAAAAGAUUUGCGAUGUUUUUCUCCAUUAUAUUUGCUGGAGUCGGCCUUUUGGGAGCUGGUUAUUCUUUCAUCGUGUCAGCGGUUGCCAUCAAUCGGGGGCCUAAAUGUUCAACAAAUGGCACUGACACAUAUACAUACCCAUUCAAUGAGGGUGACUACCUGUCCAACCAUACAAUGUGGGGGGCGUGCACUGAUCCUCCAGGCAUCGUGCCCUGGCACCUAACACUCUUCUCCAUGCUGUUGAUUAUGGGCAUGGUUCAAAUGGCUCUGUGUGCAUUUCAGGUCAUCAACGGCCUGAUCGGCACUAUCUGCGGAGACUGCUGCGGAUGUUGCGGGGGCUCUUGAACUGAAUGACUCCAGAAGUGAUGAAACAUACCAUGAAGAUAAAUAAUGUUGAAGGUGUUUUGGCCUACAUUUUCCAGACCUUGUUUUUUUUUUUUUUUUAAAUUAUUUAUGCCAUUGAGACAUUUUUGUAUAAGGUUUACAUUGUACACUAUGCCUCUUUUGCUUGAUGGCACUGCUUAUGAAGGCAAAAGAGAAAUGUAAUAUUUAUAUGAAAUGUUUAAAGAUCAUUAUCACUCACAUUUUAACACAAGGUGUGUGGUUUUUUUUUUUUUUUUUUUUAAAGGUUGCUUUAUAUUUUUGCAAAAUGUGGACAACAAAUAGUUAUAAUAGGAAUCACGUUUUACACACAGAGAAUCCCUGGGGAUAAUGUGUGGUCACAGGUGUACGUACACCGAGGAUUUUAAAAUGAAUUGUACAAGCUAACCUUUAUAUCAACAACCUUGUGAACUUUUACUGUAAUUAGUGACACAAGACUGUACUACAGAAUGUGAGAAUUAUAUAUAUAUAUAUAUAUAUAUAUAUAUAUAUAUAUAUAUAUAUAUAUAUAUAUAUAUAUAUACAGUAUAUACAGCACUGUGCAAAAGUUUUAGGCACAUGCAAAGAAAUGCUGUAGAGCAAAGAUGCCUUCAAAUAAUGAAAUGAAAUGUUUCUAUAUAAAAGAAACUGUACCGUAAAGAGUAGUAAACAGUAGUAAAUGAAACAAAGUCAAUAUUUGGUGUGACAAAAAAUAAAUAAAUUAGUAGUCUCCUGUUCAAUUAGUGCAGUUUUAUAAGGAAAUGAGCUGUAAGUUUUAUUGAGCAUCUUGCAGAACCAGACACAGUUGUUCUGGAGAUUUAGACUUAUUUUUGCAGCAAAACACAGCAGCCUUCAUUGUGAUUUUUGUCUGAAAAGUGGUCUCUUACGUAAUAUGCUGCACUGUAAAACCGGAUAAGUUCAUUUAACUCAAAAAAUUUGAGGAAACUUAUUACCUCAAAAAAUUUUAAGUUGAUGAAUCAAUUUCUUUAAGCCAAAUACACUUAAAUAUAACAAGUUUGAGUUAAAUUUUUGUUAUAUUUAAGUGAAAUUGAUUCAUCGUCUUAAAUAUUUUGAGGUAAUUAGUUUCCUAAAAUGUUUUGAGUUAAUUGAACUUAUCCGGUUUUACAGUGUGCUUUCUUUAAAGUCAUACAAACAUUUCUCUGUAACUUUCUGUAAUUUUGUGCUAGAAAACUAAUGUUUGGGAAUCUAAAAUGUUUUUGUACUGACUUGAUAAUGUAGAAGUCAUAAAAUAAAAAAUCUAUAACAAAGUUUGUACUAAAAAACAUAGGGUGCCUAAAACUUUUGUACGGUACUGUAUAUGUUGGAAAGCUUGAUACCAAAUAUAUUAUUAAAUAAUAAAAUUAUCAAUGUUAA
Messenger RNA from Ictalurus punctatus (channel catfish), 2125 nucleotides. RefSeq names its product transmembrane 4 L six family member 4 (gene tm4sf4). Bases 140 to 736 code for a protein of 198 amino acids. Gene Ontology annotation, cellular component: membrane. Lineage: Eukaryota; Metazoa; Chordata; Actinopteri; Siluriformes; Ictaluridae. The record is from RefSeq and is a predicted model, not a curated record. The transcript has 5 exons.